Molecule: messenger RNA, 2691 nt
Organism: Pollicipes pollicipes
Lineage: Eukaryota; Metazoa; Arthropoda; Thecostraca; Pollicipedomorpha; Pollicipedidae
Product: disintegrin and metalloproteinase domain-containing protein 10 homolog
Exons: 4
Coding region: 227-682 (151 amino acids)
Biological process (GO): Notch signaling pathway; membrane protein ectodomain proteolysis
Cellular component (GO): plasma membrane
Molecular function (GO): metalloendopeptidase activity
Source: RefSeq, a predicted model, not a curated record
UGUGCUGUCUCCGAUCGUGGCGCAGUUCACGUGCCUCCCACGCGACGGCAGUUACUGGAGGCCGCGACGCUGACGCGCCCACCAGUCAACGUGUCAACGGGAAGUGAGCUGACGACCCGCCUUCACCGGGCAGGGCUACUGCGACGUGUUCCUUAAGUGCCGCCGAGUGGACGCCGAGGGGCCGCUGGUGCAGCUCAAGAAUCUGCUCUUCUCCGAGAAGACGCUCAUGUCCAUCGUCGAGUGGAUCACGCACUACUGGUGGGCGGUGCUGCUGAUCUCGGUGGCGUUCGUGGUGGUGAUGGCGCUGUUCAUCCGCUGCUGCGCCGUUCACACGCCGUCCUCCAACCCCAAGAGAGCGCCGCCCAGGAAGUUCGCCGACACGCUCAAACACCCCAUGGACACGCUGAAGCGGCAGCGGCGGCAGCAUCCGCGGCGGCCGCCGGGCGGCGGUGGUCCGGUGGUGGAGGAGUCGGAGCUGGCCGCCAGCAGCGCGCGACCCAGCCGGGCCAGUCACGGCCCGCCGCCGCCCUACCAGCAGGUCGGGCCCAGCCGUCACGGCUACGGCGCGGGUCGCGGCCACUACAGCCGACAAGGCACACGGGAGGACGUGGAGGCCGGCGGCCGGGCGGCGGAGCGUCAGAAGCGCCGCUCUCAGCCGGCGGCGGCCGGCCGGCACGUGUGACCUCGGUCCGAGGCGCCGGCGCCCGCCGCCUCCUGACCCGACACCGACACGAACGCCGAGCCUGGGCCCCCCGGACGCCGCCCGCCAGCCGGCGGGACACCACGACCGGCCGGCCGGCGCCAUUGCCCGGGGCCGGGGGGUUCGGCCGGUGGUCGUGACUGCGAGCGGCACCGCGGGCGGCCAUCCACGGACACGGUGCGGCUCACGUCCAGUGGGCACGCAUUGAAAUCAAACCAUUUGUGUACUUGCAUUAUGAGAAGCGGCAUUGCCAGGGCGGCGCGUUCUUGGCCUCUUCCUGGCGUGCGGGCGGUGGUGAUGUGAUACCGCGGCCCGGCACCCGUUGGCGCGCGCUCGUGCGUCGCCCCGGCCGCUGGGCGGGGCUCAGGCGUCUGCGGCCGGUGCAGGCUCCGACCUUGCUGCAGCCCGCUUCCGACGCCCGUCCGUCCGCGCCUGCAGCCUGGCCAGUGAGCGACACCCUCUCAGUGUGCGCCCCAUUGGGCCGCCCUGCUCCCUGGCGCUAUUUAAGCUUUCGAAGUUAUUUGUUCCGUUGCACUGGUGGAUGGAAGUGUGAUCUGCGACGGCUGGCCGGCGCUGUAUGUGCGUGCGGCCAGGUCCGCUCCCGGGCGUGCGGGGUCGCGGGACUCAUUCGGGUACCCACUGCUUUGUUGCUGAACGCGUGAGGGCGGCUUUUGUUGUGAAUGGCGGUGAAGCUUAUCUGAGAUGAGGCUUGGUGUGGUUUUGAUAUCUUAUUCGAAUUUUGAUUCCAGAAGCUUUUAAAGUUAUCGUCUCCAGAAUAUCGGCUUGGGCCGGGCAUUGGAGGUGUCGGUUGGCAGAAACUCAUGCUGCUUUGUACGGUGAAGUGCGAAGGCGCCUUGGAGUGGGGCAUUGCCCAAGCGCUUGUUUUCCCCCGCCCCACCAUGCGGAGUCGGUGCUGACUCGAUCGCAUGGCAAGCGUAUGACUGGUGUUGGUGGCUUUUGAGAACCGGAUGCGUUUCAGGAGUGGUGACUGGUUGCGUCAGCGGGCGCUGCGUGCCGACUCUCCGUCUGUGGGCUUUAGGCGGAGCACGUGGGAUGAGCGUGUCCGGGCCGGUUGUUCCGCCACCUCCAGGGGGCGUGUGCCGGUCGCCGCCCCGCGCGCACGCAGUACUAGAGCCCGCGACCACGGCGGGGCAGCUCCGAAUACCACCACUUCCACGCCACCAGCGGUGACCUACUCUGCGCACGAUCUCUGGCCACUGAGGCACGGCGCCGGGGCGGCGGGGCUCGGCGGAGCCAGGCGCAGUGACGGCGUCAGGCGUCAACGCGCGGGCUGUGCCGCUCCGUAAGGCUCACGAGCUAUUUAGUCAAGCCUCGUAAGGAUAAUUUGUUUCGCAAAUAUUUGUACUCGGCGUUCUGUGGACUGUAGCGUUUCGACGGCUUUCCCGCUCGUCGUUAGAGUUCCGCGUAUUCAUUUUCUGAAAUUCCAAAGGAAUGUAGAUGUCUUCUGAUGUUUUAAGAUGUGCGUUAUCCCGUCUAUGCAGUACACGAACGCCCUUCACACGAUGUCCACGUAUGCGUUGUCUUCUGUUACGGAGGUGCACAAACAGUGCGGCAGAACAAGCUUGGUGCAGUGCUCCCUUUCGUUGCUGGACCCGCCUUGUCAGCCCCAGCCGCCGUGUGUCGCCGCGACCUACUCCGCAGCACUCGAUACCCAAGUGGCCUUGCGCAUCAUCACCGUGUCAUAUUGAUUUGUGGCGAGUCAGGGGGCGGCGGGCGGCGGCGACGGCUCGUUAGCGACGCCGCCGCCGCCCGCCGCGCACGAGAUGGCACCUCAGCGCGGCGCGUCCGCUCGCGGCGCGGACUGCUGCCCGCCACCCGGGCACGUGGUGGAGUCGGACCGGACUGGUGGCGUGUGGGCGCGAUCCGAAGCCAGCUCCACACCCGGUGUCGCUGGUCCCGGUAGUUAGGAUGCACUCAUCUGUCUCACUUUGUAUGUAUAUUGUAAGAUGUGUAAUGAAUCUUACGAGGUA